Messenger RNA from Chenopodium quinoa (quinoa), 1162 nucleotides. Its product is annotated as soluble inorganic pyrophosphatase 1-like. Gene Ontology annotation, molecular function: inorganic diphosphate phosphatase activity; magnesium ion binding. Gene Ontology annotation, cellular component: cytoplasm. The coding region runs from base 157 to 822 and encodes 221 amino acids. Gene Ontology annotation, biological process: phosphate-containing compound metabolic process. NCBI's taxonomy places the organism in Eukaryota, Viridiplantae, Streptophyta, Magnoliopsida, Caryophyllales, Amaranthaceae. The transcript has 9 exons. The record is from RefSeq and is a predicted model, not a curated record.
UUCAUUCAAAUUAUUAAUUAAAAAAUUAAGUUCUAACCUUUUAAAAACCCCUCAAAAUUAGGACAUAAUCAAGAAUUCUGUAGAUCUCCGUCUUUUCUGUCUUCUUUCAUUGCUUUAACUCUCAUUUUCUGCUACUUCGCUCAUUUUUCUGGAAAUAUGGCUAAAAUGAAUGGUGUUGAGGAGAUAAAUGGUGUUGCUGAUCAAUUUAAUGAAAUGCGUCGUCCAACUCCAAAAUUGAACCAGAGAAUCAUUUCUUCAAUGUCAAGGAGAUCUGUUGCUGCCCAUCCUUGGCAUGAUCUCGAGAUUGGACCCGAUGCCCCUGAAAUUUUUAACUGUGUUGUUGAAAUUAGUAAAGGAAGCAAAGUCAAGUACGAGCUUGACAAGAAGACUGGGCUUAUCAAGGUUGAUAGAAUUUUGUACUCGUCUGUGGUCUAUCCUCACAACUAUGGAUUUAUUCCACGUACAUUGUGCGAAGAUGGUGAUCCCAUGGAUGUGUUGGUGCUUAUGCAGGAACCAGUUGUCCCAGGUUGCUUUCUCCGAGCCCGUGCCAUUGGUCUGAUGCCUAUGAUUGAUCAGGGUGAGAAAGAUGAUAAGAUAAUUGCAGUUUGUGCUGAUGAUCCUGAAGUGCGCCACUACACUGACAUCAACCAACUUCCUCCUCAUCGUUUGGCUGAGAUCAGACGCUUUUUUGAGGACUACAAGAAAAACGAGAACAAAGAAGUUGCUGUGAACGAAUUUUUGCCACCCCAAGUUGCUCAUGAUGCCAUCCAGCAUUCCAUGGAUCUUUAUGCAGAAUACAUUCUACAGACACUGAGGAGAUGAUUGUCAGUUAGAUUUUUUUGCCAGCCAUAUUCUGAAGUAAUAUUGAAGGACUUUGGCUACAAAAUCACAUGACUCUAGAUGCUACAUAUUGGAGAGUGUUCAAAAAAAAAAAAAAAAAAAAGAUUUUUUUUAUUUGUUCUUAUGUAUUGAUUUAUUUUUCUAGCUGACGUUGUAGUAAGCUUCAGCAAGCUUCAUGAACUUGGAAGUUUUGUUUCUUAGAUCAUGUUUGUUUUUGGAUGCUACUGUAAUGCUGCUCAACAGGAUUUUCUUCCAUUUUAACUCUGUAAUUCAGUUGAUAAACUUGAAUGAAACUUCAGAGAAGAUUUGUUUUUUAAGGCUA